This is a messenger RNA of Lodderomyces beijingensis, 800 nucleotides long. NCBI's taxonomy places the organism in Eukaryota, Fungi, Ascomycota, Pichiomycetes, Serinales, Debaryomycetaceae. The record is from the annotation of a GenBank genome assembly.
AUGGGUAAAUCGUAUGUGAACAUGAGAAAUGGACACCAAGACGGACAUGGAUCUGGAGAUGGAGACAGAGGGAUCAGGGCAAGAGCAUUUGUGGGAGACAUUUACACGUCGGAAAAGCAAGAAGAUUGAGUAAUUCAGUCCUCGGAAUCGACUUUUUGCUUGAAACAAGCAAGAUUCACAGACACUGGAGUGUUACAAUCAGGUUUCCAAGCAGCAUCAAAGAAACAAGCUCAGCUUUUGUUAAUCUCAACUCCAAAAAGCUAGAAUCUAUGUUCAAAAAAAUUUGACGAAAAAACAAUAAUUGAUACUAACAUCAUUUUUCUUACAGUCGUGGUUACAGAUCAGGUACUCGUUACGCUUUCCAGCGUGACUUUAAAAAACAUGGUGCUAUUCCAUUGUCCACCUACUUGAAAAUCUACAAAGUCGGAGACAUUGUUGACAUAAAAGCCAACGGUUCCAUCCAAAAGGGUAUGCCACACAAAUACUACCACGGCAAAACCGGUAUUGUUUACAACGUCACCAAGUCCUCAGUCGGUGUCAUCAUCAACAAGGUUGUUGGUAACAGAUACAUUGAAAAGAGAGUCAAUUUGAGAGUCGAGCACGUGAAGCACUCGGCUUGCCGUCAAGAAUUCUUGAACAGAGUCAAGUCCAACGCUGCUAAGAAGAGAGAAGCCAAGGCUAACGGUGAACACGUCAACUUGAAGAGAGCUGCUGCUAAGCCAAGAGAAGCUAGAGUUGUCUCUACCUCAGAAAACGUCCCUCAAACUUUGGCUCCAGUUGCUUACGAAACUUUCAUUUAA